Ictalurus furcatus (blue catfish) is the source of this 2890-nucleotide messenger RNA. Its product is annotated as carcinoembryonic antigen-related cell adhesion molecule 20. Bases 1 to 1890 code for a protein of 629 amino acids. NCBI's taxonomy places the organism in Eukaryota, Metazoa, Chordata, Actinopteri, Siluriformes, Ictaluridae. The record is from RefSeq and is a predicted model, not a curated record. The transcript is spliced from 8 exons.
AUGAGUAUCUCUGCUGGCACUUGGAUGUUAGAUGGGAAAGUCCUGGUGUUCUGGUACCCAGAUAAAUUUAUAGUCAGUGACAGUUACAAAGGGCAAAUAUCUUUCAACUUGUCCACAAGUCAGAUCUCUGUGUAUUCAGUACAAGUGAACAAUUCUGGUCUCUAUGUACUGCAAGGCAUGACCCCACCUGUAAACGCAGAACUUAAACUUUCUGUUCAGGAGCCAAUCAGGAAUGUUUCUCUGACAGUAAGUAAAACAAAUCUGGUGGAGUUUAAUGACAGUGUCACGUUCACCUGCACUGCCCGUGGCACAGCAUUAGUGUUCUCAUGGUAUAAUGGCAGCUAUGAGGUCACAACAGCCAAAGUUCAACUCAUUAAUGAUGGAAGUGGUCUGAUUAUUAGCAAUGCAACCAGAUAUGACAGUGGGCCUUUCAGGUGUUCCGUGGCGAACAGCAUCAGUAAUGGAACAAGCGGCUCAAUUUCCCUCAAUGUCAGCUAUGGUCCCAGCAACCUGACAAUGACAUUUCUGCCAAACAUGAUUGGAUACAUUUCAGGAUCAAACAUCACUUUGUCCUGUUCUUGUGAAUCCAAACCUGCAGCAUUAUUCCAAUGGUCCUACAAUGGCAUUUCUUUUAAUAUAACCAGCCCAACCUUCCAGCUUACCAAUGCUACUCAGAACCAGACAGGAGUUUAUGUCUGCACUGCUCAAAACACAGUGACUCUCAGAUAUGCCACAGUCACCAGAACCAUCAGCAUCAUUGACCCAAUAUCCGCUGCUCCAGUGUUGUCUGCUGGUGAACCACCAAUAUUCAAUAAUUCAUUUGCCCUGAAUUGUGAUGUCACGGGACCUGUGGACUCUGUUUAUUGGAUUAAGGACGGCGUGUACCUAUUUCCUGACAGCCGACUUUCUCUCUCCAACCAAAACAAGACGCUCACAUUUAAUCAGCUCACUCUCUCUGAUGAUGGAAAAUACCAGUGUGUAGCAAGCAACGCUGUGAGCAAUGUGACCAGCAUGGCCUACUAUCUAAUAGUUAAUUAUGGUCCAUGGUUCACUAGGAUUUCUGGCCCAGACAAUGCUGAAGUAGGUUCUAAUGUGACACUAAAUUGCUCUGCUUCCUCUCAACCUGCCAGUCAAUACAGCUGGUUCUUCCAAGGUUCUAAAGUGGCGGAGGGCUCUGUGUAUCAGGCUGACUCUCUUUCAAUAAACAGCAGUGGGGAAUACACUUGCCUAGCCCACAAUAACUUCACAGGAAUAAACAGCAGUGCUACAUGGAAUUUAACUGUCAUUGUGGGCAUUUCCUCAGUGGUGGUGACUCCCAGCACUCUCAUCCCUCUGGCCUCCAAGGAUAUGCAGCUCUUUUGUAAUGUGUCUGGCCUUUUUAAAAGCAUCCAGUGGCUAAAAGACAACCAGAUAUUAAAUACAACAGUCACAAACUCCAUUUAUAUGAAUGACACCACUGUAGAGUUCCACCCUCUACAGAUCACUGAUGAUGGAUCAUAUCAGUGUGUUGCCACAAAUACUUUUCGACCACAUGUUAGCCUGCCUUACCAUCUAAUAGUUAAUUAUGGGCCAGUAGACGUGACUAUAACAGUUGACAUCAAGGCCACCAUUGUCUUAAAGUGUAAUGCGAAGUCUCAGCCACCAAGUGUUUACCACUGGUUCUUUAACAACACUUUCAUUAAAGAAGAUGCCAUGUUAGUUUUAUCAUUAAUGUCUCCUCUCUGUAACAACUACACCUGUGUGGCCAUAAACCCCCUGACCAAUCACACAUUGUCAACUUCCUAUGUUAUUUCAGAACCUAAUGCAGCACCUCCUCUUCAGACUAGCGUGUUGCUGACUGCCUUGUGUGCUCUUGUUCUUCCUGUAUUAAUGUUGAUGAAGCCCUUCUGAGCUGCUAAUUGAGGCCUGCUAACUGACUUGCGAAUCGACUGUAUUGUGCAUUCCUCUCUGCCUGAAGUCUAACAUAUUAAUUUUAUUAUCCACGCUCCCUCUCUGAGGAACAGAUUAAAGCCAGAUAUUUAAAUUAUUUCUUUUUUCCUGAAGUAUCAUAAUCAAUAUUAAGAAUAUUAAACUUUGAAUUCCUACACAAGUCAUAUGUUCUCUAUGGAUAUACAGUGAUCUCUGGGGUGUGAUGGUUGUUUUGUCAGAGGCAUAAAUAAUGACAGAGGACCGGAUGACUUAGAGCUGUUUUCCAGAAAAUUCUCUUUUACUCCACAUACCUAAAUGACAUGCAGAGAACUGGGUGACAGCAGGGCAAGUCUUGGCAUAUUCAAGUCUUAUGGGUUUUUUCUCUAAACCAAUCAACCAUCAAAAUGUCCUACAAGUACCUCUAUCAAUAGUGCACAUUAAUUUCGCCAGGACAGGGGGAAAAAACUGUCAGACUGAUCAAUGCUUACACAAAUGAUAAUUUUUCAGCAGGGCAUUGUGUUUAUUAAACAUUUGUACUCGCUGCUAUCCUUGCAUAAAUUAUACUGGCUAUACUUGCUUUUUUUCUACUUUUUUCCUUAUAUUUAAUAGACAAAGGAUUAAAUCACUGCCAUGUUAUUCUUCACGGUUUAAAACCCCUCAUUAUAUAGUCUUUGUACUAAUACUUUAUUUAUUGUUACUUUUUUUUUUUUUACAAACAUGAACCAUGCACACUUUCAUUCAAACUACUUUUAUAUUAUUAGUUAAUUGAACAUCAUAGACAAUACACAUUGAAUGAUAGUGAUUUAUACUUUUUAAUGAGAUUGGAUUAAAUUGUGAUAAAAUACAGCUAAAUAAUAUUUUUCUAGCAAAUAUAUCAUCAGAAGGCACUUUGUGAAAAUUGUAUCUAUAUUCUACAUGCAAUCUGUAUACUUGUACUUAUGCAUAAUAUUGUAGUGAAAUAAAUGAUUUAUGGUAUCGCCCA